CGCAAUUUAACCCCGUCCUCCUCCUCCUCCUCCCACACACCAAACGCCGCACCCCCGCCCACCACCAUUUUUCUCGGCCCCUCUCUCUCUCUAAGCCAUCGCGCGGAUCUUUGAUUUGGGGUUCUUGGGGGCGUCGCGGAUCUUGGAGUAGCGGGGGAGAUGGGGAACUGCUGCGUGACGCCGGAGGGGAGCGGCAGGGGAAGGAGGAAGCAGCAGCAGCAGCAGGAGAAGGAGAAGGAGAGGAAGAAGGAGCCGAAGCAGCAGCAGCAGCAGAAGAAGGGGAAGAAGCCGAACCCGUUCUCGAUCGAGUACAACCGGUCGUCGGCGCCGUCGGGGCCCAGGCUGGUGGUGCUGCGGGAGCCGACGGGGCGGGACAUCGGCGCGCGGUACGAGCUGGGCGGGGAGCUCGGCCGCGGGGAGUUCGGGGUGACCUACCUCUGCACGGAGCGCGAGACCGGGGACGCCUACGCCUGCAAGUCCAUCUCCAAGAAGAAGCUCCGCACCGCCGUCGACAUCGAGGACGUGCGCCGGGAGGUGGACAUCAUGCGCCACCUCCCCAAGCACCCGAACAUCGUCACGCUCAGGGACACCUACGAGGACGACAAUGCCGUGCACCUCGUCAUGGAGCUCUGCGAGGGCGGGGAGCUGUUCGACCGGAUCGUCGCCAGGGGACACUAUACCGAGCGCGCCGCCGCGCUGGUCACCCGCACCAUCGUCGAGGUCGUGCAGAUGUGCCAUAAGCAUGGAGUGAUGCACAGGGACCUCAAGCCAGAGAAUUUCUUGUUUGCAAACAAGAAGGAAACUGCAGCUCUGAAGGCAAUUGAUUUUGGGCUGUCUGUUUUUUUCACCCCAGGUGAACGGUUCACUGAGAUUGUUGGGAGUCCUUAUUACAUGGCUCCUGAGGUGCUAAAGAGAAAUUAUGGCCCAGAGGUUGAUGUUUGGAGCGCAGGAGUGAUCCUUUACAUCCUUCUUUGUGGUGUCCCUCCAUUUUGGGCAGAAACUGAACAGGGUGUUGCUCAGGCAAUUAUCCGUUCUGCCAUUGACUUCAAGAGAGACCCAUGGCCAAGGGUCUCAGACAAUGCAAAGGAUCUCGUCAAGGGAAUGCUCAAUCCAGAUCCAAGGCGGCGACUGAAUGCUCAGCAAGUGCUUGAUCAUCCUUGGUUGCAGAACAUUAAGAAGGCUCCAAAUGUAAAUUUGGGUGAAACUGUUAAGGCCAGACUUCAACAAUUCUCUGUGAUGAACAAAUUCAAGAAGCAUGCACUUAGAGUCAUAGCUGAGCAUCUUUCAGUAGAAGAGGUUGCUGGCAUAAAGGAUAUGUUUGAGAAGAUGGAUCUCAAUAAAGAUAAUAUGAUUAAUUUUGAUGAGCUGAAGCUUGGCCUGCAUAAACUUGGGCACCAAAUGGCUGAUGCAGAUGUCCAAAUACUAAUGGAUGCUGCGGAUGUCGAUGGAAAUGGAUCUUUAGACUACGGGGAGUUUGUUACUCUAUCUGUUCACCUGAGAAAGAUCGGCAAUGAUGAGCAUCUACACAAGGCAUUUGCAUACUUUGAUCGUAACAAGAGUGGAUAUAUCGAAAUUGAUGAGCUCCGUGAAUCAUUGGCUGAUGACCUGGGAGCAAAUCAUGAAGAGGUUAUCAAUGCCAUCAUCCGCGAUGUAGACACUGAUAAGGAUGGAAAGAUAAGCUAUGACGAGUUUGCGGCAAUGAUGAAGGCUGGAACAGACUGGAGGAAAGCCUCAAGACAAUAUUCAAGAGAACGGUUCACCAGUCUCAGCUUAAAGCUUCAAAAGGAUGGAUCAUUGCAGUUAACAAGUACCCAAUAGAUAGAUAACGCAAUAGGCAAGUUGUGAAUUCCAGAAGAAAACCUUGUGUAGCUUCCCUGGUUCUUUGUUGACGACUAUUUUCUUCCCGUUCUCAUUUCUCGAGAUUCUACUGCUCUAUUUUUCAUUUUGGUACCCCGUAUGAAGCAUUAGGUGAUUGUUGAAGGUUUGUUUGUUUGUACUUAGAUUAUAUGAUCCAUGCCCCACGGGUGGCCAUCCCUUUGGCGAAAUGUAAUGUACAAGAGAAAAGGAAAAGGAAGUAGGUGGUUUUGUGCAUUCCUAA
Oryza brachyantha (malo sina) is the source of this 2098-nucleotide messenger RNA. Its product is annotated as calcium-dependent protein kinase 20. Gene Ontology annotation, molecular function: calcium-dependent protein serine/threonine kinase activity; calcium/calmodulin-dependent protein kinase activity; calcium ion binding. The record is from RefSeq and is a predicted model, not a curated record. Gene Ontology annotation, cellular component: nucleus; cytoplasm. Gene Ontology annotation, biological process: intracellular signal transduction; protein autophosphorylation; peptidyl-serine phosphorylation. The transcript has 8 exons. NCBI's taxonomy places the organism in Eukaryota, Viridiplantae, Streptophyta, Magnoliopsida, Poales, Poaceae. Bases 160 to 1818 code for a protein of 552 amino acids.